Cebus imitator (Panamanian white-faced capuchin) is the source of this 2891-nucleotide messenger RNA. RefSeq names its product CDKN2A interacting protein (gene CDKN2AIP). The transcript has 3 exons. NCBI's taxonomy places the organism in Eukaryota, Metazoa, Chordata, Mammalia, Primates, Cebidae. The record is from RefSeq and is a predicted model, not a curated record. Gene Ontology annotation, cellular component: nucleoplasm; nucleolus. Bases 384 to 2126 code for a protein of 580 amino acids.
GCGGGACCUGCAGCCCGCCCUCGGGGGGCGGGAGGCACCCAACGCCCCACGCCCGCCUACUCCGCCCACCCCCGAUCCCCUUAGUGGCCAGACGGGGACGCAGCGUCGCGGCCGCCCCGACGCCGCAAAGCGUCCUGGGAGCGCCGGCUCGCGCCGGAAGAACGCGAGGGCGCUCGGCGGCGGCGAGGUUAUAAAAGGGAAGAAGGCGGCGGCGGGCGGAAGUGGGCGGUUCGGCUGCUCCGGGCGCUGUUGUUUGGUGUUUGGGCCUCCGGAGGGGCGUUCUCUAGAGGGCCGCCGGUGCAGGCCGCAGUGACAGGGCCGCUCGCUCCCGCGCGCCGCGCCUGUCUCCCGGUGCAGCUGUGCUCGCGGCCUGUAGGCCCAACAUGGCGCAGGACGUGUCGGAGUACCUGAGCCAGAACCCGCGGGUGGCCGCCUGGGUGGAGGCGUUGCGCUGCGACGGCGAGACUGACAAACACUGGCGCCACCGCCGGGAUUUUUUGCUCCGCAACGCCGGGGACCUGGCCCCCGCUGGCGGCGCUGCCUGCGCUAGCACGGAUGAAGCUGCCGACGCCGAGAGCGGGACCCGGAACCGGCAGCUGCAGCAGCUCAUCUCCUUUUCCAUGGCCUGGGCGAACCACGUCUUCCUCGGGUGCCGAUACCCUCAAAAAGUUAUGGAUAAAAUACUUAGUAUGGCUGAAGGCAUCAAAGUGACAGAUGCUCCAACCUAUACAACAAGAGACGAACUGGUUGCCAAGGUGAAGAAAAGAGGGAUAUCGAGUAGCAAUGAAGGGGUAGAAGAGCCAUCCAAAAAACGAGUUCUAGAAGGAAAAAACAGUUCUGCAGUUGAGCAAGAUCACGCAAAAACUCCUGCCAAGACAGAACGUGCAUCAGCUCAGCAGGAAAGCAGUUCAGCAUGUACAGCGUCAGCCGCCAAAUCAGAGAGUGGGAACUCAACUCGGAGCUCUGGCAUCUCCAGUGAGAAUAGCUCUACAAGUGAUGGAGAUCGGUCUGUUUCCAGCCAAAGCAGCAGCAGUGUUUCCUCUCAGGUAACAUCGGCAGGAUCUGGGAAAGCUUCUGAAGCAGAAGCUCCAGAUAAACACGGUUCUGCAUCAUUUGUUUCCUUGCUGAAAUCCAGUGUGAAUAGUCACAUGACCCAAUCCACUGAUUCUAGACAACAAAGUGGAUCACCUAAAAAGAGUGCUUUGGAAAGCUCUUCAGCCCCAGCUUCUCAAAGCAGCUCAGAGAUCGAGGUGCCCUUGUUGGGCUCCUCAGGAAGCUCAGAAGUAGAGUUGCCAUUAUUGUCUUCCAAACCUAGUUCAGAGACAGCUUCAAGUGUGUUAACUUCCAAACCUAGUUCAGAGGCAAGUGUUUCAUCAUCUGUUUCUAAAAACAGUUCCUCAUCAGGCACAUCCUUACUGACUCCCAAGAGCAGCUCUUCAACAAAUACAUCGCUGCUAACUUCCAAAAGCACUUCCCAGGUAGCUGCGUCACUAUUAGCUUCCAAGAGCAGCUCCCAGACCAGUGGAUCUCUGGUUUCCAAAAGCACUUCCUUAGCAAGUGUGUCCCAGUUGGCUUCUAAAAGUAGUUCUCAGACAAGCACCUCACAGUUGCCUUCUAAAAGUACUUCACAGUCAAGUGAGAGUUCUGUCAAAUUCUCUUGCAAGUUAACCAAUGAAGAUGUGAAACAGAAGCAGCCUUUUUUCAAUAGACUGUAUAAAACGGUGGCGUGGAAGUUGGUAGCUGUUGGUGGCUUUAGUCCCAAUGUGAAUCAUGGAGAGCUCCUAAAUGCAGCUAUUGAGGCUCUGAAAGCAACACUGGAUGUAUUUUUUGUCCCACUAAAAGAAUUGGCAGAUCUGCCUCAAAAUAAGAGCUCUCAAGAAAGUAUUGUUUGUGAAUUGAGGUGCAAGUCUGUAUAUUUGGGCACUGGCUGUGGAAAAAGCAAAGAAAAUGCAAAAGCAGUUGCAUCAAGAGAAGCAUUGAAGUUAUUUCUCAAGAAAAAGGUGGUGGUAAAAAUAUGUAAAAGGAAAUACAGAGGCAGUGAAAUAGAAGAUCUAGUACUCCUUGAUGAAGAAUCAAGGCCUGUAAACUUACCUCCAGCAUUAAAACAUCCUCAAGAAUUACUGUAAUGGGUCCAGAGUAUCACUGCAUACAGUAUCUGGUAUUUGAAGAGAAAAACUGACUUUUGUAUAGUAUAAAACAGGCUUUCACAAAUUUUGUAUUGCUUUUUUCCAGUUUUGCAGAAAAUUUACAUUCUAGUUCUCACACAGUAGAAGUUGUGAAUAAUUUAUGAAUGACAGUACACAUUACAAGGUAUGCAUUAACAGCAUAUCAGUAUGCUGUUUGAUUUGCUGAAGAAAAUACUGUCUUCUAUUUUUAAUGAUACCUUAGGUACGAUGUGUAGUUCAGUAGAGUCCUAAAAUUUUUGUACUACUUUCAAAUUUGGUGAAAACCUAUUAAGUUGUCUACCAUGUUUUCUUUUCUAGCUGAAUAAACCACAUCAAAGAAAAGGGACCACAGUAUUUGAAUGUUUGAAAGUCUGUAAAGCUUAAGGUUUUAAAAAUGUUGACUGUAAUGUUGAACAUGUCUGUUAAAAAAUAAAAGAAAAAAUAGUUGAUUCAGACUAUUUUUAUGAGAAGUUGUAAGCAUUUUUUAGAGAUAAAGCAGUAUAAAGUACUUAUUGUUAUUUUAUUCUGAAGUUGUUUAAAAUUCACCAUGACUUUGACCGCUGCAGAUUCUUUAGGCGGGUUAAUUUAUGUUUUGAGGUGGAAUACAAUUUACACUUUUUCUUAAAGACAUGAAUGUGGGUUUCUAUAUUAAGCAUAUUUUGUGACUACUAUUAACAGAUUGAUUUGUUUAGACAUUAAAUGCUUUAAGCUAUUUUACCUUUUCAA